This is a messenger RNA of Temnothorax curvispinosus, 1706 nucleotides long. RefSeq lists its product as uncharacterized. The transcript is spliced from 2 exons. Lineage: Eukaryota; Metazoa; Arthropoda; Insecta; Hymenoptera; Formicidae. The coding region runs from base 228 to 1586 and encodes 452 amino acids. The record is from RefSeq and is a predicted model, not a curated record.
GGACUUCCGGUUUCGCCAUCGUGGCGUGCGUAUGGUGGCGAGUUAUCUCCCGCUUAAAAUUGGGAGUGAGUUCAAUUUACGGAUAGAUGAGACUUUUUUGGGCGCUCUGUAUGUGUACAGGCGCGUCCGCUGUUUGCCGGGAGUCUUUUUGUGUGGGGCUACUACUCGGUUCAUUGCGUGUGAGGAAUAUUUUUUUGCGAGAGGGGCGUUAACCUCUUUCAGCCGACAUGUCGGCUGGGGGCAACCCCUCGUCCCCCGCUUCGCCUAUUUUUGAAUACGCAAGAGAAGACUUUCAAGCUUUUCUAUCGGAGUCAAAGAAUUAUCCGGGGGAAAUGACGGAUAAUAUGGAGUUUGAAGAUGAAUCAAGAAAGCGUCCCCUUCCCUCUUCUACUGAAGAGGAGGAGGCUGCAGGAUCCGUGGCGAAUAAUAAGAGCAGUAAGAAAAGACAAAUCAACUCGAGUACUACGUCUUCCGCCUCGAAGAAAUCAGGUAAACAAGCUCAAACGGGUACGGUUAAGACAAAUACGAAAGGAGAGGUUAUCCCAACAAUUAAGAAUCAGGGCAGCAUGUCCGGGUCAAGUGAGUCGACUACCCUGUAUGGGGCUUACACAAAAGCUCCUUUUAUAGUUUUGUUCCGCAUCCCUACGACAAAGGAUCAGCCCAGGAAACGCUUCUCAAUGAUUACAAUGGCUAAAAAACUCAUGUCAGCGAACGUAAAAUAUGACAGCAUUGCGCCUUCUUCAUUCAACACGUGGAAGGUUACAUUUCCGUCAAAAGCCGCGGCUAACAUGGCUCUGAGGAACAAGUUCAUUAAGGAUGAAGGAUUUAUAACAUACAUUCCGAAGUACAAAUUAACUCGUCAAUUUGUUAUAAGAAAUAUUCCUCUCGACUUAUCCUUGGCUGAGCUAAAGACUGUAAUCGAGAAAGAGAAUCAGGAUAUUCUAAUCUCGGACCUCUUCAGGCUGAAAAGAAGAGAUCGCACCACUGGUAUUUGGUCGGACUCGGAGGCGGUCUGUGUCCAGAAAUUGGGUGAAGAAUUGCCGGACCAUAUAAAGAUCUAUAGAACAAUUGUUCAUACAUCACCGUUUCAAAGGUGUUUGCAAUGUGGCAGCAAGGACCAUGUUAGCUCUAAGGAGAGGCCUUGUUCCGAAACAAAGAAAUGUAUCAAUUGCGAGGAAGAACACGCUACCAGUGAUAGAAAAUGCCCUAAAUUUAUGAAGAACCUCGAGAUUGCAAAAGCUAUGGCUGUUGAUAACCUUCCCUUUAUGGAGGCAAGGGCCUUAGUUCAGAAAAGGGAAAAUAAAAAUUGCCCGUUCUAUGAGGAUCGGCGGCCGCCAGUGUUUUCUUCAAGAAACUUCCCUCCACUUCCUUCGAGGGGCGGCGAGUCUACGUCAAACUUUGCGACAAGUCUACAAUCUAGUUCGAGAGGAAGAACAUUCGCUGCUAGCCUUAUGAAGGUGGCUCCGGAGAUCUCCUCCAAACUCUUGAAAAUAAUGGAAAAGGCGUCUACCAUGAAGCAACUGGACCAACUGGUGACUAGGCUGGAGAAAACCAUGAAGCUCCAUGAGGAAACCUUAAAAGAAUAGAGUUUUGUCAAAAGUUUUUUCCUUUUUACCUUUUUACGCGUUAACGCCAUUUGUUAUUAUUAUUACAGAUUCUUUAUUAGCUUAAUCAGUUUGCUUUGACUUAAAACUUCGCAUUUUUAU